This is a messenger RNA of Kwoniella shivajii, 942 nucleotides long. RefSeq lists its product as uncharacterized. The record is from RefSeq and is a predicted model, not a curated record. The transcript is spliced from 8 exons. Gene Ontology annotation, molecular function: intramolecular lyase activity. Lineage: Eukaryota; Fungi; Basidiomycota; Tremellomycetes; Tremellales; Cryptococcaceae. Bases 1 to 942 code for a protein of 313 amino acids.
AUGGCAUUCAGAGCUUCGGGACCCCUCUUCUCUUCUCUCAAGGGUAGAGCUGUCCGAUCUCUUUCUGCGCCAAGCACAUCCAGCAAGCCUAUCCGGUUUUUCACGGCCUUCGCUUUCUUGGGAGGAGUAUCUUGGCUUACUCUUUCUACCGAGGACAAAUACAAAGAGCGAUUCCUAUCACCUUUUGUGACACAUGCAGAUUCAGCACCAUCGGAUCUACGAGAUGAUCCCAAGUCCAAAUUACCCUUCAGAGUCGAUCCGGACACGAAUCUUCAAUUCCCACUUGAGCUAUCCUCUUCACUCGCUACACCUUCUCCGCCUUUAUCGCUAGUUGGUCUCGGGGUUAGGAAAGUCUCUUUCCUUCGAGUAAAAGUGUACAGUGCAGGCUUUUAUCUUGAUGAGGCAAUAACGAAGGAGCUACACAAUAUACCAGGAUGGCAUACAUUCACAGCUCAGCAUCUGCUGACGCCGCCCACUACAUCUCCUUCGGAUCCUCUGUCCGCUCCUCAGAUGUCAGGAGAGAGCUUGAUGAAGGAAUUAUUUGAAAAACCAGUAGUUGUGGCUGUCAGGAUAGUACCUAAUCGAAAUACUGACUUUGGACAUCUUCGCGACGCCUUUACUCGAGCUCUUCAAGCAAGACAGAAAUUGGCUAGAAAUCAAGGCUUGUUGACGGACGACGAUGAGCAGCACAUAACUCAAUCAAUUCAAACGCUCAAAUCUUUCUUCCCUGCUCAGACGGUACAAAAAGGACAGCAGGUCGUCUUGCUCCGUCCGAGAGACGGCGGGUUGAUAGUUGAAUUUGAGGGCAAAGUGUUGGGGAAAUUGAACGACCCGUGGAUAGGUAAACAGCUCAUGUUGACCUACUUCGCUGACAAAGAAGUUGUUUCUCAACCACUCAAAGAAGACGUCGCAAGAGGAUUAGAAGGUUUCAUCAAGACAUAA